UUUUUUUUUUUUUUUUUUUUUGGUUCGCCAGCACCGGCCUCUCUGUGCGUCAUGGAGAACGUAACACCGCCAAAUCACAUGUCCUUCGCGACAGUGCCCGCCCAGCACCCGACCACCCCCCCCGGCACAAUCACACAUGCCCACGGAGAUAUCAACAGGAACCCCGGCGCAGUUCCCAACUACAAUGACCCGUCCGCCUCCCUCGAUGCCGCCUCUCUCUGCCGCUUGCCGGGCACCACCAUCAUCUCCCCCGACCAGCCCGUCGCAACCACUCCCUCCGGCGCCCCUCUCCUGAACCCUCGCAGCUGCGUGACCUGUCGACGCCGCAAGGUGCGAUGCGACAAACAGAUGCCCUGCUCCAACUGCCGCCGCGCCCAUAUCCAGUGCAUAUUCCCUGCACCUGGUCGUGCCCCGAGACGACCUCGUCCGCGCGACCCCAACGCCCCGCCCAAGGGCUCGAGCGAACGCGAGAUGGCCCUCCAGAAGCGCCUGCGGAAACUCGAAGCCAUCAUCGUCCAGGGUCUCAGUGGCCAUGUCGACGUCGACGUGAUGGACGAUAUCAACAUUGACGUGGACAAGAAUUCCAGCCCCGCCGCCUCCCCGAAUCCUCGCCAUAACAGCACGUCCCCCCCUUCGUCCGCCAGGGGGGGAAGUGGCGCCCCGAAGGCUUCGCAACGCGCCGCCCACACGUAUCGGUCUGGAUCGGAAGCCGAGGCCGAGGCAGAGGCCGACUUGCGCCGCCAUCUUGACGGGAAACCGGAGAAUAUGCACAAGCAACUGGGGAGGUUGGUGCUUCACGACGGCGGCACGACCGCCCGCUAUAUUAGCAACGCAUUUCUGUCCAAACUGAACGACGAGCUCGACGAACUCCGAUCCGAGAUGCACACCCUUAGCGACGACCCGGGCGACACCGAAGACGAAAUCACCCCCGACCCUUCGCCCGAAUCCGCCCUCGGUUCCCAUUCCCAUUCGAGCCAGCAUCAGGGCUUCCUCUUCGCUUAUCGGUCGGUCGAAGCCGACCUGAGCAAGUUCCAUCCUCCGCCGUCCCAGAUACUCUACAUGUGGAAGACAUACCAGGAGAACGUGGAGCCGCUUGUCAAAGUCUUGCACGUCCCUUCCAUGGAUAGGUUAUUCCAGGGCAUGGUCGAGCAGACCGUUGACCUCAGCCCCGGCAACGAAGCCCUCGUCUUCUCCGUGUACUACGCGACCAUCACCUCGCUCGAGGAAGAAGAUGUGCAAGCCCACCUGGCGUCUUCCAAGGCCCUUCUGCUGUCGCGGUACCGAUUCGGCCUUGAACAGGCCCUGGCCAAGGGCAACUUCCUCAACACCUCCGACAUGUCCGUUCUCCAAGCCUUCACCCUCUUCCUCAUCGUCGUCAGGCGACAGGACGACACGCGCUUCUGUUGGACCCUGACGGCACUUGUCGUGCGAAUGGCCCAGGGCCUGGGCCUUCACCGCGACGGCCUCAAGCUAGGGCUUCCGCCUUUUGAGGUGGAGAUGAGGCGACGACUGUGGUGGGCCAUAUGCGCCCUCGACCUGCGGUCGACCGAGGAGUCGGGCACCGAGCUCAUCAUCCAACCUCGGUCUUUCGACACCAAGUUGCCCUUGAACAUCGACGACUCGGAUAUCAGCCCUUCCACCACGGAAACGCCCAAGGCCCGGGAAGGCCGAACCGAUUGCGCCAUGAGCGUGGUCCGCUACGAGCUUUCCGCCUUGGCGAGGCGCCUCCACCACUUUUCGGCCGAAGCGGGUCCGGUCAACGUCAACAACGCGGCUGCCGGUCGCGAGGAGCGGGAACGGCUCCUGAUGGAGGUGUACGACCGCGUGGAGGAGAACUUCCUCAAACACUGCGUGACCGGCGACGACCCCCUCUUCUGGAUGGCCGCCAUGGUGGCGCGCGUCGUCAUGGCCAAGAUGGGGCUCGUCAUCUACCAGCCCAUGCUCUUCCCGGGCAGCGGGCCGGAACUGUCCGCCGACAUCCGCGACCGGCUUUUCGUCUCGACCAUCGAAGUCGUCGAGUACAACCACAUCCUCAACACGGACCCGCGCUUCCAGAAGUGGCGCUGGCUGUUCAAGACGUACCGCCAGUGGAACGCCAUCGCGUACAUGCUGAUCGAGAUGUCCCGCCGGCCGUGGUCGCCGACGUGCGAGCGUGCCUGGAAGGCGGCCAGCAUCCUCGUGUACGACCACCCCGUGGAUUCGGCCAAGGAGUCGGACCACAUGGCCGUCUGGAUCCCCAUCAAGAAGCUGUACCUCAAGGCGAGGAGGCAUCGGCAAGCCGAAAUCGCGCGCCUCCGGGCCGACCCGGCCACGACGUACCGGUUGGACGGCGAGGACGGCUUUGCGCCGUCUUUUGAGCGGAUCGAUCCCGUGCCGGGCAUGGAAAGCGUCGCGCAACUGCGUACCCGAUGGCGCAAGGUCGUGCGGCCUGAAACCACCAGCCCGUUGCCGCCUCAGGGGCCCAUCCCGCAUCAGACGCCGGCCGUCGCCCGGCCAAACCAUGGCGGCGGCGGCGGAGGCGGAGGCGGCUCCUCGCAGUCGUCAGCUGGUGGGAUGAGCCCAGAUGCCGCUGUGUCGUCGCGAUCACAAUCCAACGACGGAACCAUGUCCAUGCUGUCGGCGGUACCACCGCCACCGCCACCGCCACCGCCUCCUCCUCAGCCCACGGAGAUGGGGCGUUCAGACAAUACGAUGCUAACUCGAGGGGAAUUUGGUUCGUCGUCUGCCAUGUGGCAACAGCCGUAUGUCAGUCAGACGACGUCGGCGGCGACGAGGACGACGACGACGACGACCAGUCAUGCACUUUACCCUUCCGUGGCGGCUACCGCGGCCCUAGGUGGACAGCAUUCCAUGAAUGUCUCGGGGGUCCCAUCCCCGGCUAUGACUGAAACGGUCGAGACGGCCUUCUCGCGGCGAUCACAACAGCAGCAGUUACCGCCGCCAGUGCAUGGCAUGGGGCUGCAAACACACCAAUAUCAACAAGAGCACCAAGCUCAUCAACAACAUCGGCAACAAUUACAACAAUCGCAACAACCGCAACUGCGGCCACAACCACCACCACCACCACCACCACCGCUACCGCUGCCGACAACGGCGCCCGGGGCCAAGAAUGACCCGCCGCCAUGGCUCUGGUCGGAUGGCGACCAGAUGAUGACGGGCGGCGGGCUUUUUGACGAUGUACCAAUAGAUAACGUGGACAUGAACCUGGACUUGGAGGAUAUCAACUGGCAGAGCUGGCAAGAGACGUUGAGGGGAUUGGAAAAGCCAAGUAUAGCGAGUCAGCCCCCGCCGCCUGGGUCGUGGGGAGGGCUGUAGAACAGAAAAUGCGAAUGCCGACUUUGAGAUGAUGUUGUAACUUGUCAGUUGUACCUGUAUACCUGGUUCAGGGGUGGGUCGUGACCGUUGAGGCCGUUGUUGUUGAAUUGACGGGAGCGUGCUUACAGGGAGCGUUGAUUCAGGAAAUAUAUGAUUGUAUUAUAUAAAAGAGAAAGAAAAAGGGGGCGGGUAUACGUGUCCUAAAUACAUCUGCCACCUUCUAAGCGAGGAUAGUAGGGCACCUCUAACUAAUAGGAGAGCACUAUACCGUGGCUUAUAUAAUAGAAUAUAACACACCCCCUAAUUAUUACGCUGUGAUUAGCGG
Molecule: messenger RNA, 3640 nt
Organism: Sodiomyces alkalinus F11
Lineage: Eukaryota; Fungi; Ascomycota; Sordariomycetes; Glomerellales; Plectosphaerellaceae
Exons: 2
Coding region: 52-3315 (1087 amino acids)
Biological process (GO): DNA-templated transcription; regulation of DNA-templated transcription
Molecular function (GO): zinc ion binding; DNA binding; DNA-binding transcription factor activity, RNA polymerase II-specific
Source: RefSeq, a predicted model, not a curated record